CACUUUUUCUCUUUCGACGGAAAAACUAACCGGCCAGAAUCAAUCAAACUCCUUGCAUCCCCAAAUCAGAAGCUCGUUAGAGGUAAGAAAUCGCAUUUAAUUAUUACUUCUGGUUGAUUUUUGAGAAUUAUUUGAACCUUUUGGAUUUUCAGGUUGAAAUUUUGUGAUUUUCCCAGCAGUUGUGGUUGUUUCUAGUUUCCUUCGAAAUUUGUUCUUGAAUCUUAUUUAUGUUAUGGUUAAAGUUGGUGUUUUGUUGGGAUUUUGAUUCAUGUGCACCGGGAUUCUAUUAUAUGGUUAAAAAAAAAGAAAAAUUAUGUUUAAUUGAGUUUCCUCCUGGCAAUUUGAGUAUUGCCCAAUUAGGGUUUACGGAAUUAUAACUCACUAUGGAGUAUUUUUGUGUUUUAUUAUUUGUUUUAGGGAGAUUUAUAGAAUGGAGGAGGCCAAUGAUGCUGGUGAUCAGCAAAAUUCAGUUUCAAGAUAUGAUGAAGAUGAAGAUUUUCAUGACAAACAAGGGGUCAACAAUAACUCCGUUAGGGAAGGGAGUGCUGAUAUUGAUGAAAACGCGGCAGAAAAUGCAACAAAUCUUUCAGGAAGGAAGAAAAAAUUGUUCGAACUGAAGCUUAGAAUGAAUGAGGCGAAAAAGGCAAAUCAGACUGCAAUUGUGGCGGAAAAGAAAGGAAUGGAAGCUCCAAAAGAAUCUAGGGGCAUUUCCAAGCAAAAAUGGCUUGAGGAAAGGAAAAAGAAAAUUGGUAGACUUCUAGAUGCCAAUGGAUUGGAAAUGAGUAAAGCAUACAUGCUAGAUACACAAGAGAUGGCAGAAACGAAGUAUAAGAAGUGGGAAAAGGACCCUGCUCCUGCUGGUUGGGAUGUUUUCAAUCAGAGAACACUGUAUAAUGCAUACAAGAAACGGACUAAAAACGUUGAGGUUGAUGUUGAGGAAUACAACAAAAUGAAAGAAGCUGAUCCAGAGUUUUAUCGGGAUGCAUCAAGUCUCCAAUAUGGAAAAGCACCCAAAGUUUCUGAGGAAAGGAUUGACAAAAUGGUGCAGGAGCUCAAGGACAGAGAAGAAAAACGGAAUACAUUUAGCAGGAGGAGAAGGUAUCGGGAAGAGAAGGAUAUCGACUCCAUUAAUGACCGUAAUGAACAUUUCAACAAGAAGAUUGAGCGUGCAUUUGGCAAAUACACUCUGGAGAUUAAGAACAACCUUGAAAGAGGCACUGCGCUGCCUGACUGA
Molecule: messenger RNA, 1234 nt
Organism: Oldenlandia corymbosa var. corymbosa
Lineage: Eukaryota; Viridiplantae; Streptophyta; Magnoliopsida; Gentianales; Rubiaceae
Source: the annotation of a GenBank genome assembly